Molecule: messenger RNA, 1842 nt
Organism: Striga hermonthica
Lineage: Eukaryota; Viridiplantae; Streptophyta; Magnoliopsida; Lamiales; Orobanchaceae
Source: the annotation of a GenBank genome assembly
AUGGCCCCGAUCGACCCACACUCCUUCACGGACUCCACCCACCCUCUCACCACCCACAUUUCCCUCUCCUUCUACUUCGAUUUCUCCUCCUCCACGAUCCUCUCCUCCGCCGUCCUUUCUCUCUCCUCCCCUCACUCCGGCCCCCUCACCCUCGAUUCCCGCUCGCUCGCCGUAUCCGCCGUCUACGACCCCGCCACCAUGGCCCCACUUCCCUUCACCUUCCACCCCGCCUCACCAGACGCCGUCCUCGGACAAUCCCUCGUCGUCACACUCUCCAACCACUCCCAGCUGCUGAUCGUGUUCAAGACCUCCCCAUCUUCCUCCGCCCUGCAGUGGCUAUCGCCGCCUCAGACUUUCAACAAGUCAUUCCCCUUCGUCUACACCCAGUGCCAGUCCAUCCACGCCAGGUCCAUCUUCCCCUGCCAGGACACGCCGGCCGCCCGCAUCAGGUAUAGCGCAAGACUCAACAUCCCUCGGUAUUUGUCGGCUGUGAUGUCUGCCAAACACAUCGGCAGGCGGGACCCGCUCCCUGGCGAGUCCGGGGGCUCGUGCGAUGACUCACUGUGGUGCGGUGAGGAGAGAGUUGUUGAGGAGUUUGAGAUGGAGCAGCCCGUGCCUCCGUACCUUUUCGCGUUUGCUGUUGGGGAGUUGGGAUUCAGGGAGGUUGGGCCCAGGACGAAGGUAUACUCAGAAGCGGCCCCAGGUGUCUUGGAUGCUGCUGCAAGAGAGUUUGCAGGGACGGAGGAGAUGAUCAAGGUGGGGGAGGGAUUGUUUGGGCCGUACGAGUGGGAAAGGUUUGAUUUGUUGGUUUUGCCGCCGAGUUUCCCGUAUGGCGGAAUGGAGAAUCCGAGGAUGGUGUUUUUGACGCCAACAGUGAUUAAGGGGGACUCCACUGGUGCACAGGUCGUGGCCCAUGAGCUAGCUCAUAGCUGGACUGGAAACUUGAUUACUAACAAGACAAAUGAUCACUUCUGGUUGAAUGAGGGUUUUACAACAUAUGCUGAGAGGCGGAUAGUAGAGGCUGUCCAAGGGAAACAGAGAGCUGCACUGAAUAUUGGAAUCGGUUGGAGAGGACUUGUCGAGGCAGUUGAGAGGUUUAAGGAUAACAUGGAAUUCACAAAACUAAAAACCAAUCAGCAAGGAGUAGACCCAGAUGAUGUAUACUCUGAUGUGCCUUACGAAAAAGGCUUCCAGUUUUUGUGGCGCAUUGAAAGACAAAUUGGAAGGCCCGCGUUUGAUGAAUUCCUAAAAAAGUAUAUCGCCACGUUCAAAUUCCAGUCGAUCGACACAGAUAUGUUUCUCGAUUUUUUAAAAGCAAAUAUUCCUGGAAUAGAACAACAUAUUGACUUAAAACUAUGGACUGAGGGUACCGGCUUGCCUCCGGAUGCAAUGGAGCCUGUCUCGGAUAUUUAUACAAAGAUUGUAUCACUAGCAAAUGAAUUCAAGGUGGGCCGGAUGCCGAACGAGGAUGAAGUUGCUGACUGGGGAGGAAUGGAGUGGGAGCUUUACUUGGAAAACUUGCCGAAAUCUGUUGAUGCUUCACAGGUAUCAGCUCUGGAUGCACGAUACAGGCUUUCUGAAUCAAAAGAUUACGAGGUGAAGGUGGCAUUUUUACAGCUGGCAAUCUCAUCCGGGUGCAGCAAUUACUAUAACGAGGUGGAGAAGACUCUCAAGGAAGUGGGGAGGAUGAAAUACCUUCGCCCCCUCUACCGAGCUCUGGUUUUAGGCCCUGGUAGAGAGGAGGAGAAGAUAUUCGCCAAAAGGGUUUUCUCGGAGGCUUGUGCUUGUUAUCACCCGAUAGCUCAAGGGGUCGUCGAGGCUAUUCUUGCCAAACACAUGUAG